UGUUAUUUUAGGUGAAAGUGGAAGAGAGAACGUAGACCACAAACGAAACGUGUUGUGAUAUGAUCUGUUCUCCAAUGGCUUCUACAGCAGCUCCACCCCAGCUUCUAAUGUCCAAUCUCAUGUUUGGAAAUCACACUUACCCACAAGCAAAGUUUUUGAGGACAGCAUCCACUAAUGGUUUACAAGUCCACGCCUCUCGCAGACCCCAGAGACCACCCCCUGGAGUUGACACCAGAAUCCAUUGGGACAAUGAAGAUGAAGGUUGGGUUGGAGAUAAGGGUACCAAGCAGAAGCAGCAACAACAGACCGAUAACAACAUGUUGGCUGAUGACUUUCCUGAUUUGCUCACCACUUCUUUGGGUUCUCAUUAUGAAUUCUUAGGAGUAUCACCGGAUGCGAAUUUAGAAGAAAUUAAAGUUGCUUAUCGGAAGCUAUCAAAGGAAUAUCAUCCAGACACAACUUCCCUCCCUCUCAAAACCGCAUCAGAAAAAUUCAUGAAAUUAAGAGAGGUUUACAACGUUCUUAGCAACGAAGAGAGUCGAAAAUUUUAUGAUUGGACCCUUCUUCAAGAGGCUGCAAGCCGCCACGCUGAGAAGAUGAAAAUGAAAUUGGAGGAUCCAAGGGAGCAAGAACUGAAGAAUUGGGAAUCUGUUCCAGACAUGGUUGACCGCCUUGGUGGGAAGAAUAUGAAGCUUAGUGAUCAGGCAGUUUCUGCCAUCACUAUUGAUGUUUUUAUCAUUAUUUUUUCCAUAUGUUGCAUCAUCUAUGUUAUUUUCUUUAAAGAACCAUAUUACUAUUAGCUAGUUAACCAAUUAUAAAACUGUAUAUGUUAUACGACAGAAUCAAAUGUAAGGCAUUAUAUAAUUAGAUGAAGAUGUGCAGGCCUCAUACAUAUUUGUAAGGUAUGUCCCAUGGUAAUUUUAA
Molecule: messenger RNA, 924 nt
Organism: Cajanus cajan (pigeon pea)
Lineage: Eukaryota; Viridiplantae; Streptophyta; Magnoliopsida; Fabales; Fabaceae
Gene: NDHT
Product: Chaperone DnaJ-domain superfamily protein
Source: RefSeq, a predicted model, not a curated record